Molecule: messenger RNA, 853 nt
Organism: Tachyglossus aculeatus (Australian echidna)
Lineage: Eukaryota; Metazoa; Chordata; Mammalia; Monotremata; Tachyglossidae
Gene: GLIPR2
Product: GLI pathogenesis related 2
Exons: 6
Coding region: 323-787 (154 amino acids)
Cellular component (GO): extracellular region
Source: RefSeq, a predicted model, not a curated record
CAGAGCGUAAAGAGUCAAGGGAAAGCAAAAGAUUUGCAAAAUGUUAGCGCCGGUAAUUGAAAACAAAACCAACCAGAAAGCCCCUAGCAAUCUAAGUUCACUCUGGCCCAGACCAAGUUAGCUUCGUCACAGCCGCAAGGCGAGCUCUGAAUUUCCCAACUCCCCUUCCCCAUUUUUCCUCUUUUGUCAGCUCACGUACCGCGGUCGAAGCUGUUUUGUCCAUACUGCCGGCCCCAACCUCGCUGAUAAUUACUAAAGCGGCUCUGAAAGCUUUCGGCUCACCGAGCAGGAGGAAGAACUCGAAGCGAGCAACAAAGAGAUCAUGGGAAAAUCAGCUUCCAAGCAAUUCGCUGACGAGGUGUUGCGCGCCCACAACGACUACAGGCAGAAGCACGGAGUCCCUUCCUUAAAGCUCUGCAAGAAACUCAACCGGGAUGCUCAACAGUAUGCGGAAGCCUUGGCCAGCACAAAAGUCCUCAAACACAGUCCUGAAUCCAGCAGGGGACAAUACGGUGAAAACCUAGCAUGGGCUUCUUAUGACCAACCAGGAAAGGAAGUAGCUGACAGGUGGUACAAUGAAAUAAAAGAUUACAACUUUCAAAAUCCAGGAUUUACCUCCGGAACAGGCCACUUCACGGCCAUGGUGUGGAAGAGCACGAAGAAGAUGGGCGUCGGGAAGGCCUCCACCUCGGACGGCUCGUCGUUCGUCGUGGCCCGGUACCUGCCCGCCGGAAAUGUCGUCAACCAGGGCUUCUUCGAAGACAACGUCCUGCCGCCGAGGAAGUAACUUCCCCGACCCGAGGGAGUGCGCUGGACUGGAGGGAUUCAGAAGUAAAAUGCAUACAAAACCGAA